This is a messenger RNA of Diceros bicornis minor, 3487 nucleotides long. RefSeq names its product bile acid-CoA:amino acid N-acyltransferase-like. Gene Ontology annotation, biological process: fatty acid metabolic process; acyl-CoA metabolic process. Bases 114 to 1379 code for a protein of 421 amino acids. Gene Ontology annotation, cellular component: peroxisome. Gene Ontology annotation, molecular function: fatty acyl-CoA hydrolase activity. The transcript is spliced from 4 exons. Lineage: Eukaryota; Metazoa; Chordata; Mammalia; Perissodactyla; Rhinocerotidae. The record is from RefSeq and is a predicted model, not a curated record.
UGCAUCAUUUACAUAAGCCACCUGGAUUCUUCUAGCUUGGAGGUCAAACGGCAGUGCCCUCUGUUGUACUGAAGACAUUACUGAAGAAUCGUUCAAAGUGCCACACUGCGACAAUGAUUCAGCUGACGGCUACCCCUGCAAGUGCACUUGUCGAUGAGCCAGUGCAUAUCCGAGCUACAGGCCUGACUCCCUUUCAGAUAGUGCUUCUGCAGGCCUCGCUAGAAGAUGAAAUGGGGAACUUGUUUCAUUCCCAAGCCUACUAUAGGGCCAAUGAAGUUGGUGAGGUGGACCUGGAGCAUGCUUCUUCACUUGGAGGUGAUUAUGUAGGAGUCCACCCCAUGGGUCUCUUCUGGUCCCUGAAACCUGAAAAGAUAUUAACUAGACUGUUGAAAAGAGAUGUGAUGAAUAGCCCCUUCCAGGUUCAACUAAAACUCUAUAAUUCAAAUGUAAUCUUAAUCGACAAUGCCUCCACUGCUCCAAAUGUCAGCCUGACUUUGGAGAGGUGGUACGCAGCACCUGGUGUCACACGAAUCCAAGUCCGAGAAGGCCGCCUUCGGGGAGUCCUCUUUCUCCCUCCAGGAGACGGCUGUUUCCCCGGAGUAAUUGAUUUGUUUGGUGGUUUUGGUGGACUUACUGAAUUCCGGGCCAGUCUCCUGGCCAGUCAUGGCUUUGCUGCCUUGGCCUUGGCUUACCGUGACUAUGAAGACCUGCCUUCCAAACUAGAGAAAGUAGAUUUGGAAUAUUUUGAGGAAGCUGCCAACUUUCUCCUGAGACAUCCUAAGGUCCUUGGUCCAGGCAUUGGGGUAGUCUCCAUAUGCAAAGGAGCAGAGAUUGGACUCUCCAUGGCUAUUCACCUAAAACAAGUCACAGCCACGGUGCUUAUUAAUGGGCCCAACUUCAUUCUUGAAAUUCCACAGGUAUAUCGUGGUCAGAUACAUCAGCCCUUGCCCAUCUCUCCACAAUUACUAUCCAUCAGUGCCUUAGGGUUAUCAGAGUUUCAGCACAUUUUUGAGGCAACUAGAGCUAAGGCCAAUCAGACAUUUUUUCUCCCCAUUGAAAAAGCCCAGGGACAUUUCCUCUUCAUUGUGGGAGAAGAUGAUAAGAAUAUCAACACUAAAGCAUGUGCUAAGCAAGCCACAGAACAGCUGAGGAGAAAUGGGAAGAAGAAUUGGACCCUGUUAUCUUAUCCUGGGGCGGGCCACCUGAUAGAGCCUCCCUAUUCCCCGCUGUGCUGUGCCUCACAGAUCUCCAGUCUUCACCUCUUGGUGCUCUGGGGAGGAGAGGUGAUCCCACAUGCAGCUGCACAGGAACAUUCUUGGAAGGAGAUCCAGAAGUUUCUCAGGAAGCACCUCAUUCCAGUUGUGACCAGUCGACUCUGAGGAAAGUCAACAUUCCUGGAAAAUAGAAAAGCAAUAGGGUGCUUUACCAGACCUUCACUUGAUCUUCACGGAACAAUGUCUUUGAGCUCUUAUUGUAAAAAGAAGUUAUAGCAAGAGAAAGCAGGAGGACUCAGAAUGGUCAUGUCUUGACUUUGGAAAGGGAAAAAUGGUUUCCAUUUAAUCCGAUAUCAUACACUGAGGGUUUGCAUUUUUAGAAAUAAACUUAGAGCUCUACUUUCCUGAAAAUAUUCCAGUCUACAAUUAUAGCAAUUCUCUAGGGAAAAAAAUGACCAAAAAUGAACCACAGACUCCCGUGGUUUGUAAAACAGGCAUGAAUAGAACCAGGUGCUGAUAUUCUUUGAUUUCUUAAAACUCAAAUUAAAUAUGCUUAGAUCUCUCAUAUUUGAAAAUAUGCUCAUGGUUCAUGGUUAGUUCAUUGUUAUUGGAAAACUAGAGCUGGGUAAAAAAAUAUUAUUCUAAGGUAAUAUGGACGCUGAUAUGGUGAUAACAACAUUGAAUCAGUCUGCAGUCAAUAAUUCAACAAAUACUAAUAAAAUAAAGUAAUUUUUGUGUCUAAGUGUACACCAUUUUGAGAGAGGAGCAAUCUGAAAUUAAAGAAUUGCAAUUUGGGAAAGCAGCCAUGAUGGUGUGGAUUGUAUGCCUCUAGAUUAGGGACUGGCAAACUCUUUCUGUAAAGUACCAGAUAGUAAAUGUUUUUGGCUUUGUGGGCCAUAAGGUCUCUGUCACUAUUAUUCAGCUCUGCCAUUUUAGCGCAAAAGCAGCCAUAGAUAGGAUGUAAUGAAUAACUGUGGCUGAAUAAAUAAACUUUAUUUAAGGACACUGAAAUUUGCAUUUAAUAUAAUUUUUACGUGUGAAAAAAUAGUAAUUUUCUUUUUAUUUUUUAUUUAUUCGUUGUUGUUGAGGAAGAUUGGCCCUGAGCUAACAUCUUUUGCCAAUCUUCCUCUUUUUUUUUACUUUUUUCUCCCCAAAGCCCCAAAGUACAUAGUUGUGUAUCCUAGUUGUAGGUCCUUCUAGUCCUUUUAUGUGGGGUGCCACCUGAGUAUGGCUUGGUGAGCAAUGAGUAGGUCCACAGCCAGGAUCUGAACUGGUGAACCCUGGGCUGCCAAAGUGGAACGUGCAAACUUAACUGGCCCCUCUUUUCAUUUUUUUCCAAGCAUUUACAAAUGUAAAAACCAUUUUUAGCCCACGGGCAGCAAAAAAAACAGGCUGUAGGCUGGAUUUGCCUUGCAAGACAUAGUUUGAUGAUCUUGGGUGUAGAGCAACCCAAAUUACCUUGUCCAAGUUCAAAUUUGAGACAUGUUCUCUAAGGGGCAAGUCACAGCCCAAAUAGUCCUGAGCUACUGAAUUGCGAUGGAUGGAAGUGGUAGGUGACUGCUGGAUAAUCAAGGUGAAGAUGAACCAGUAGAAAAGUAUUUUGAAUCAUUUUGUAGGUAUGAUGGGGAGGUGAUGAGGAGUUAGAUUAAUAGAAGUAAUAUAAGGACACUUCAGUUGUAUUUGCCUAAACUCUUUUUCUUUUACCUGCCUUCUGAUAUUCUUUGUUUAGAGUGAAAUCAUUCCACUCGGUGUGAGUGGAGCUGUUAGCCUCUCUUGUCUCUCACUUAUAAGUUUUCACAUUUCCCAGACCUGGCCAAUCAGAAUACCUCACUCCUUUGACUACAAUAAUCAUGUAAUUGCGAUGGCUAAUACCUCCUAUGCUAUAUUCUAUACAAUAGUUAUAUAUGUUAUAUGCUAUAUGCAAUAUGCUGUAUAAUAGUUAUCAUAAUAGGUGUAAUGGGUAUAAUUUUUCUUGUUUCGUGUUCUGGACUUUAGGAAGAAUGCCUCUAUCUAUGAGGUGUGAUGUUGGUGUUUAGCCUGAUAUAUAUCCCUCAAUUUAUAUUUUAUGGAUCUUUCUUUUAAACCGAGAAGGUUUUGGAUUUUUUUCAAGUGUUGUGUCAGCAUCACUAGAAAGGGUUGUAUGGUUUUUCUCUGUAGAUCGAUUUAUAUGAUGAAUUAUUUUUCUAGUAUUGAAUCAUCUUUAUAUUUAUAGAAUAAAACUCACUUGUUCAUGAUGUAUUCUUAAUUAACAUUAAUAAAUAAGAUUGAACGAC